Molecule: messenger RNA, 795 nt
Organism: Glossina fuscipes
Lineage: Eukaryota; Metazoa; Arthropoda; Insecta; Diptera; Glossinidae
Gene: mRpS7
Product: 28S ribosomal protein S7, mitochondrial
Exons: 2
Coding region: 23-688 (221 amino acids)
Biological process (GO): translation; ribosomal small subunit assembly
Cellular component (GO): ribosome
Molecular function (GO): rRNA binding; mRNA binding; structural constituent of ribosome
Source: RefSeq, a predicted model, not a curated record
GUUUAUUAAACCAAAAACGAAAAUGAUUGCAUCCUUUUUAAGAAAUACAAAAAAUAUUUGCCCAGUAAUCUCUUUUUCUGUCAGAGAAAUGUCCGUCUUCCCUAAGAGCUAUGUGGAUCCAAUUUUUUCCAAAGAAAAACAAAAAUUAGCAAAGGAAAGCGGUGAAUUUGCUCAACUACUUCAUUUCCCCACAAAACCUCCGAAAAACGAUCAAUCCCAUUCAAUUUUCUACAACGAAAUUGUCAACAAAAUGAUUAACUACAUGACGAAAGGAGGAAACAAAAAGCUAGCCAGAGAAUUAUUGGAACGCACUUUCGAACGCAUUAAACGAACGCAAAUAGAGCGCUUGAAUUUGGGGAAAGGUGAAAAUAUAAUAGUCGAUCCUUAUGCGCUCCUAUUUCAAGCCAUAGAAAAUUGCCGGCCCUUGCUAAAUGUUACAGCUAUUAAGCGAGGUGGAGUUACAUAUCAAGUCCCAGUGCCACUUACUGAAAAGCACUCUUAUUUUCUUUCAAUGAAAUGGCUUUUAGAAGCAGCCCGAGAAAAGGAGAGAAAAAUUCAUUUGCCAGAGAAAUUAGCUUGGGAGAUAUUAGAUGCCGCUCACGGUCAAGGAAGAGUCAUGAAAAGGAAAAACGAUUUACACAAGUUAUGCGAAAACAAUAGGGCAUACGCCCACUAUAGAUGGAGUUAAAUAUUAUGUAUAUUUUUGAUUGCUUCAUCAGGAUAUUUAUUAACACUUCGAUAAUUAGCUAAAUAACAUAUUUUCUCUCAUUUCACAGAUUGGCGCUUCCAAUAAAG